CCCCAAACUGAAGCUGGAGGGAGCAGGGGUCCUGCACGCGCGCCCGGGUCUCCGGAGCGAGCUCUGAAGCAGCGUGCUGGUAGCGGCCUUGGCAGCUGAGCGAGAAAAGAGACGCGUGGGAGUGUGUGAGGACUGUUAACAAGGAUAAGACGCGUGGCAAGAAGCAAAUUAAAAAAAAAAAAAAAAAAAGGCCGCGCCACAACCCAUCACACCCCAACGGAUCCUAACUUAUGUUACUGCGAAGGCACCGGGAUCGUACUCUCCAGCUGGUGCCUCACGCCCCAGGGACUUAAAUCAGCUGGGGCGGGAAAGGGUGGGGCCAGUGGCGCGGGAGGCGGGGCGUACAGCGGCGAGGGCGGCGGCGGCGGCCGAGACCCAGACAUCUGGGACUGUUGUUGUUCUCUCGCCGCCGGACCGCUUCAGUCCGUUGGCCCAGAAAGAGACCCGGAGCUAGUCUGGUGGGGAGCGGGUGGCCGAAUCCCCCGUCUUUCCUGCUUCCGCAAAGCUGAGGCAGGAGCUGGUUCAGACACCUUGCGGUUGGUCUCCGAUGCCCUUCAGUGAGGAGGGGGCGUCAGAACCUUGGUGAGCGCAUCUCAGCCCCACCCCCAACUCAGUGUCUUCGCCGGCCCCCAGGCCCUCACACCUCAGUCCUGCUGCCAUGGCUGAAAACGCGGAGGGAGACCUGAACUCCAACCUGCUCCACGCCCCCUACCAUACCGGUGAUCCUCAGCUAGACACGGCCAUCGGGCAGUGGCUCCGUUGGGAUAAGAAUCCCAAAACAAAAGAGCAAAUUGAAAAUCUGUUACGGAAUGGGAUGAACAAGGAGCUACGAGAUCGUCUUUGUUGCCGAAUGACUUUUGGGACGGCGGGACUUCGUUCUGCUAUGGGGGCAGGAUUUUGCUAUAUUAAUGACCUUACAGUAAUACAGUCAACACAGGGAAUGUACAAAUACCUUGAGAGAUGCUUCUCAGACUUCAAGCAGAGAGGCUUUGUCGUCGGGUAUGACACCCGGGGUCAAGUAACUAGCAGCUGCAGCAGCCAGAGACUUGCUAAACUCACUGCUGCAGUCUUAUUGGCCAAAGAUGUUCCUGUGUACCUUUUUUCAAGAUAUGUUCCUACGCCUUUUGUACCAUAUGCGGUCCAGGAGCUCAAAGCAGUUGCAGGUGUGAUGAUUACUGCUUCUCACAACCGCAAAGAAGACAACGGGUACAAGGUUUAUUGGGAAACUGGUGCCCAGAUCACAUCUCCUCAUGACAAAGAAAUUCUGAAAUGUAUAGAAGAAUGUGUGGAACCUUGGAAUGGUUCCUGGAAUGAUAAUUUAGUGGAUACCAGCCCACUGAAGAGAGAUCCUCUGCAGGACAUUUGCAGAAGAUACAUGGAAGAUCUUAAAAAGAUCUGUUUUCACAGGGAAUUAAAUUCAAAGACCACCUUGAAAUUUGUACAUACAUCUUUUCAUGGGGUCGGACAUGACUAUGUGCAGCUGGCUUUUCAAGUGUUUGGUUUUAAGCCUCCUAUUCCAGUACCAGAACAAAAAGAUCCUGAUCCAGACUUUUCUACUGUUAAAUGCCCAAAUCCUGAAGAAGGAGAAUCUGUGCUGGAACUUUCUUUGAGACUAGCAGAGAGAGAAAAUGCCCGGGUAGUGCUAGCCACAGAUCCUGAUGCAGACCGACUGGCAGUAGCAGAACUUCAGGAGAAUGGUCAUUGGAAAGUUUUCACAGGGAAUGAGUUGGCAGCUUUGUUUGGGUGGUGGAUGUUUGAUUGCUGGAAGAAAAAUAAAUCAAGAAAUGCUGAUGUGAAGAACGUUUAUAUGUUAGCCACCACAGUCUCUUCCAAAAUUUUGAAGGCAAUUGCACUUGAAGAAGGAUUUCAUUUUGAAGAAACAUUACCAGGUUUUAAAUGGAUUGGAUGUAGGAUAAAAGACCUCCUGGAAAAUGGAAAAGAAGUCCUUUUUGCAUUUGAGGAGUCAAUUGGUUUUCUGUGUGGAACUUCAGUUUUGGACAAAGAUGGGGUGAGUGCAGCCGUUGUUGUUGCUGAGAUGGCAGCUUACCUGGAAACCAUGAACAUAACAUUGAAACAACAACUGAUUAAGGUUUAUGAAAAAUAUGGUUAUCACAUUUCAAAAACGUCCUAUUUCUUGUGUUAUGAUCCGAUUACCAUCAAAAGUAUAUUUGAAAGGCUUCGCAAUUUUGAUUCUCCAAAAGAAUAUCCAAAAUUUUGUGGGACAUUUGCUAUAUUGCACAUACGGGAUGUUACCACUGGAUAUGACAGCAGCCAGCCUAAUAAGAAAUCAGUGCUGCCUGUGAGUAAAAACAGCCAAAUGAUUACAUUUACUUUUCAAAAUGGCUGUGUGGCUACUCUUCGGACAAGUGGGACAGAACCCAAGAUAAAGUAUUACGCAGAGAUGUGUGCAUCACCAGAGCAGAGUGACACUGCCUUACUAGAAGAGGAAUUGAAGAAACUCAUUGAAGCUCUGAUUGAGAAUUUUCUUGAGCCCAGUAAAAAUGGACUGAUCUGGCGUUCUGUUUAGUGCACACCAGUACAUCAUUUCUUUGCACUGGCACAUGGAACAGAACAGCAAAGAACUCCAUGUGUUGACGUCAUAUGAGCAUUCUCUCCCUAUCUCCUCUGGCCAAGUAUCCUUUUACUUUUAUUUUCUUUCUUUUGGUUGGCUGACUAAACAAACUAUCAAUUUGAAAUGCAAUGGUCUGGAGAGAAAUGAUUCAAAUUUUUUCAUAAUCUUGAACAAAAGUCAUUGCAUUAAAAGUAUUAUAGUGACACGUUGUUCUUCCUUUAACAGAAAAAAAACAAUACAUAAGUGAGUUUUCUUAUUUAAGUGUGAUUAAGCUUAGUUCCAUAUUAUAAUUGUGUAGAGCACGGUUUAAAAAAAAAAAAGGCAGAUAAAUGUUAUAUAAUUGUAGAGUUAGUUAAGGAAAUUAAUCUAUAAAAUUGACAAGAAAAUGGCAUUGCUCCCAUAAUACUGUGGGAAAGUGUCAUUGUUAUGUCACAGGUAUUAACUUACAAAGUAGAGUAUUUGAAAUAGGGUAUUUGCAUUUUUAGCUUAGAACCGAUGUUACAAUAUGUGGUUUCAGCUUCUCUUUUUCAGGUGCUCUUAAUGUAGUGUGAACUUAUUGUACGUAUUUAAAAUUCUGACUUUUACUGAACGUAAAACAAUAGUGGCAAUGCUCCUAGUGGUUUCGUUCUUGUCAGAUUUCUCAGUGCCUUCUCAGGGUAUGGUAUGAAUUAAAACAGUGUUCCUGCAUUGAAUAUAAUUUAAUCAGCCAAUUUUCAGACAGUUGAGGAAAUCUUCCAAACUAUGUAGGUGCUCCCCCUCUAUAGCAAAUAAAUUUGCCCUUUAAAAAAAUUUUAUGAAUGCAAAUAAAAAUGUUAAUAAAAGCAAACUCAGUGUAACUAUACUGAAGGAUCUUCAUGUUAGAAUUCAGGGUCAGUAAUCACAGCCUUCAAGUAAAGAAAAAAAUCUGAACUGAGAAAGGAGCUCUAAAUUUAUUUAAAUGUCUAACUUUGGAAUUACAUUUUUAUAAGUAGAUUUAUUCCUUUAUCAGAUGAAGUAAUGCUAAUUUUACUAAGAAAUAAAAUAUCCAGAUUUUAGGUAUUAGAAUAACACUAAAACUACAUGUUUUAAAACUAAAUUCCAGUUUGUUCUAACAUCUUGCUGGCCACUGUAGAAUUUCUGAUCUCAAGAGUACUCUUUACCAAUUUGGAAAAAAAUUUUGGAAGGUCACUUUUGGUUGAUUCCCCAGACUUCUAAAAAAGUCUUAAUAGAGAAAUACCGUUUAAUCUUCUUAAAGUGUAUCCUGUCCUAUAUAACUCACAGAAUUAAUAAUUAAACCCAAGUGCUGUAGUUAAGAGGUAACAAUCACAAGGCCUUGUGUGUAAUUAUACUGAACAAAUAGCUAGUGGGAUAUAACUGGUAUUAGAGAAUUUAUUUCCUAAAAAAUAAUAAUAGCAUAAAAUUUAAACAUUUAUUAAAUAACAGUUUGGUUUAUUGCAGCUAUCAGCUAACAUUUGGUUGAACCCAUAUAGUCCAAGUAUAAUUUUCAAAUUAUUGUAUUGCCACUAUUGUUAAUUUGUUCCUUCCUUUCUUAUAGCUAGAUCUUGUAUGACUGUAGGUAAUAGCUAGCUAAGGGUAGAGCACCAUACUUCUGAAUGACAUUGUUUUCAAAGGCUUUGCACUAGGGAAAAUGUGUAUACUUUUUUGCUUUAUUGGCUUUAAGGAAUGUAGAAUGUGACUUAGGAGAUAGCCUAUAUUCUGCCAAGUAUUAUAAACAAUGCUAUAUAUAUCAAAAAUAUGUAUAUUUGGCUUUAGUGUCUGUGUUUCCAUGACUGAAGAACAAAGUGAAGCUAAAAUGAUAUGAUAGCCCAUUCAUAAUCACUAAAGCCAUGUCAUGAUUGUCAUUCUAUUAUAAAGAGAACAGUUUGAGUGCUUUAAUAUAAUACAAUGUUUAAGUCAUCUUAAUCAAGGUGAAAAGUUAUGAAAACUUAGGUUAUCUCAAAAAUUUAAAAAUCCAAAGUUAAAAUUAACAAAAUUUUACAAACGUUCCUGAAAUGUAUAGAUUGAGGGAAUUAUUAGAUUCUAGCCAAGCUCUCAAGUCUAUGUGUAAGCAUGGUAUUUUAACAUGAACUUGACAUAGUGGGUAUACAGUGGCCUAAUAGAAUAAAUCAGUGAUCCAAGUCAACCAGGAAGGGCAGAGGUGCUGGCCCAUGAGUCUCAGCCUUGGGCUCUACAUUGUUUAGCUUUUUCUUUAUGAAUUAUAUCACAAAAAUGAAUGCAUUCUCCUUGAGUAUAUAGAUCAAAACUGGGCUUCUCUAGAGUUUUGGGGAAAAGGAACAAACUAGUGGGGCAAGGUCAAAGAAUACAUUGAAAAUAAG
Molecule: messenger RNA, 4887 nt
Organism: Neofelis nebulosa (Clouded leopard)
Lineage: Eukaryota; Metazoa; Chordata; Mammalia; Carnivora; Felidae
Gene: PGM2L1
Product: phosphoglucomutase 2 like 1
Exons: 14
Coding region: 659-2527 (622 amino acids)
Biological process (GO): carbohydrate metabolic process
Molecular function (GO): intramolecular phosphotransferase activity; glucose-1,6-bisphosphate synthase activity
Source: RefSeq, a predicted model, not a curated record